This is a messenger RNA of Eremomyces bilateralis CBS 781.70, 910 nucleotides long. RefSeq lists its product as uncharacterized. The record is from RefSeq and is a predicted model, not a curated record. NCBI's taxonomy places the organism in Eukaryota, Fungi, Ascomycota, Dothideomycetes, Eremomycetales, Eremomycetaceae. The coding region runs from base 289 to 789 and encodes 166 amino acids. The transcript has a single exon.
UCAUCUUUUUUAUUUGUCGUUCCGUCUUGUGUCCAAUCCUUACAUAGAAGGGCCCUUUGGCAGCCAAAAACUGCAAUGGUAAUGAUAUUUUUUAAACCUGCCGGCAUGACACCCGCAUUGCCUUCAGUCUAUCAUGCCUAUCCGCUAUCUUCUUAGCCUACAGCCUGCCUCAUGCGAUCUCUGGAGGAAGAGAGCGUGCUUCAUCGAUGUGGCUGUCAGGAACUGAACUUGAACCACGGCAGGCAAACGACUCCCUGCUCAAGCAUAUAAAUACUUCUCCCUACGUCUAUGCCUCUACUUUCUUUCCUUCUUCUACGUCCAGUGCUUCAGAAGACAGCCGUGCCUGACAACACGAGUGGAACCUCGUGCUAUCGCCAGCGAGGAAGUUCGCUUAGGAAUCGUAUUCCGCAAUACCCGUGUCCAAAGCCUUCUGAAGCGAACUACUCGCAGUGCAACUGCAAAUGGCAAGGAAACCUUUGGAAACAUCGGCUUGACACUAAUAUCUCACUACCUUCGGUCCAUUAUGCUUAUGCUACACCUUUUCAUUCAUUGGCCCACCUUCCGCGGGCAUUGAAGGGAGCUGGAUUUCUGCUAUGUUCUAUCUAUUAUACUGCCUGUUUGCUACUUGAAAACAGGAAUGUGGGAGACUCGAGUCGCAGCACACGCUUAAAGAAACCCCUUGCCGUGCCCCUAUCUCUAGAUCUUGUCAUUGUUCUCGAUCUUUCCUGUGAGCUAUCUUCAGGGAGGCAGCUUGCAGCAGGCACCCUCGUCAUACCACCACAAAAGUAGUCAUUAGAAUCCAUGAUAGCCUCGUCCAAGGGCUUUACUGCCAAACCUGUUGUGAUCUGGCUGCUAUGAUGAUACAUGUUUGAAACCACAUGCCACUGAUAUCUCGCUACAUUGAGUCCGU